AGCUGGUGACCGUAUCGACGCAAGUUGCGCUAGUUGGGCAGGAUAUGAAUGACGUACGUAGAGCGAUAAAGGAUUAUAAAGCGCGCAGAUGAAUUGUAUCUGUUAAGAGUGAGAGUCGCUCAACAUGAGGCUACGAUGGCAAAUAAUUCUUCUCGUCGCGUGCUUGUUGCUGGUGACAAUUGAUGCUGGUCGCGGCUCAAGCUCAAGCUCAAGCUCAAAAUCAAAAUCACAAUCUAGCAGCGGAGGUGCUGGUAAAACGUCACGCUUGCCCGCGCAAAACACGGCCAAAAGCAAAAGCGUGAAGUCGGCGGUCAAAGAUUUAGUUUCCAAGAUCAAGGGUGGCAGCAAAAGUAAGAUAAAUGGCAAUAACAAGCAAAUCAACUCUGCACCAAGCAGCUUGGACCCUGCCAACCUGAACCAGCCCACCGUUGUAAGGCAGAAUCAGGGCCAGCUCAAUGCCCAAAGCCGACCUCCGAACCCUAGCAACCUUCAGAGUCCUCAGAGCAACCCUGGCGCCCAGCAAGUUAAUCAGCAGUACCAGGCCCCCGUCCAGUCAGGCUACCCUGCUCAGAGUUGGCAGAACCCCAAGCCAGGGCAAUUGCCUCAUCAGGGCCAAAUGGGGCCACCGCCGCAAGGAGGGUGGGUCUAUCCUGGCAAUCCGCAACCUAAUUCUUAUCCACAGCCACCGCCAGGUGUCGGACAACAAGCGCCGAGCGGCAGCAAGAGUGGAGGCCUGUUUGAUCAGCAGCACCAGGUUCCUCCCCAGUCAGGCUACCCUGCGCAGGGUUGGCAGAACCCCGUGCCAGGGCAAAUACCUCAGCAGGGCCAAAUGGGGCCACCGCAAGGAGUGUGGCCACCAAAUUCUUACCUCCCGCCACCGCCGCCGGGUUUUGUACAACAGCCGAGCGGCAGCAAGAGUGUAGGCCUGUUUGAUCAGCAGCACCAGGUUCCCCCCCAGUCAGGCUACCCUACGCAGGGUGGGCAAAUACCUCAGCAGGGUCAAAUGGGGCCACCGCAAGGAGCGUGGCCACCAAAUUCUUAUCCGCAGCCACCACCACCAGGUUUUGGACAACAGAGUCCUCAGAGCUACCCUGGCGCCCAGCAAGUUAAUCAGCAGUACCAGGCCCCCCGCCAGGACGGCUACCCUGCUCAGGGUUGGCAGAACCCCGUGCCAGGGCAAAUGCCUCAGCAGGGCCAAAUGGGACAACCGCAAGGAGGAUCCUAUCCUGGCUAUCCGCAACCAAAUUCUUACCCACAGCCACCACCGGGUGUCGGACAACAGCAGCACCUCGUUCCCCCCCAGUCAAGCUACCCUGGCUACCCUGUUCAGGGUGGGCAGUACCCCAUGCCAGGGCAAAUACCUCAGCAGGGCCAAAUGGGGCAACCGCAAGGAGGGUGGCCACCAAAUUCUUACCUGCCACCACCGCCGCCGGGUUAUGUACAACAGCCGAGCGGCAGCAAGAGUGGAGGCCUGUUUGGACCAAUUGUGCCUGUUCUUGACAUCGUCUCGGGAGCGAGACUGGCCGGUGACGUUGGAAAAGCAUUGAUGAUAGGAAAACCUAGAACACGUUUCGAUCUAAAAGUUUCCAGGACACCUGCAACAAACGAAACGAUCCUUGAUAGCAAUGCGACCGUUUCCAACUCAUCAGAACAAUUAUUCAACGACUCAUUUCCUCUAAUCAAUGGAAAUAUGUCUGGGUACCAAUCUGCAGCUCAACUCUUGCCACCUCCUGGAAUGAUUAACCCGUUAUAUCCUAUUGAAAAUGAGAAUAUGACGUCCCCUGACGGCAUGCCCUACCAGUAUGCAAUGCAGUACCCUUACAUAAAUCCAUUCUUUCGCAACAACUCAAACGAAUCAAACGACACCAUGCCUAUGCCUUUCAAUCCGUUUUAUCCAGAAGCCCCUAGUGGAAAUAUGUCUGGGUACCAAUCUGCAGAUCAUCUCCUGCCACCUCCUGGAAUGCUAAAUCCGUUAUAUCCGAUAGAAAAUGAGAACAUGACGUCUCCUGACGGCAUGCCCUAUCCGUAUGCAAUGCAGUACCCUUACAUAAAUCCAUUCCUUCGCAACAACACCAAUGUGCAAAACGAUAGCGUUACGUCAAUCCCAACGGCUGAUUUCGCAGGAAAUUUGACAAAUUUGUCUGAUAUGAAACUGGAUGAUCUUGCGGGAAUGAAGAAUAAGUAAAAUAACAGCUCAGUGGAGAUUGCUGAUGGAGAAACUCCCAAAACAGGCGUCGUUUACAAAUCUGAUUAGUCAGAAGUACGACAAAUGCCCAUAUUUUGGUUUGUAAUAUGGUUGUAAUAAAUUUGAGUGGGUAAUAAAAGGAACGUCUACCAAAAAUACAAUUU
Messenger RNA from Cloeon dipterum, 2349 nucleotides. Its product is annotated as pre-mRNA 3' end processing protein WDR33-like. The record is from RefSeq and is a predicted model, not a curated record. NCBI's taxonomy places the organism in Eukaryota, Metazoa, Arthropoda, Insecta, Ephemeroptera, Baetidae. Bases 125 to 2185 code for a protein of 686 amino acids. The transcript has 3 exons.